This is a messenger RNA of Striga asiatica, 456 nucleotides long. The record is from the annotation of a GenBank genome assembly. Lineage: Eukaryota; Viridiplantae; Streptophyta; Magnoliopsida; Lamiales; Orobanchaceae.
AUGGUCGUACCUCUCACUGCACUGUCGCCGGGGUAUAUUCUCUUACCUCUCGGAGGGACGUCGUCGACAGUCGUAUUCAAGGAGUCGCGGCUUCUCGUCGGGAGUGAAGUUGUCCACUCGUCUUCGCGCAGAAUUAGGGCAGCACGCUUUGGAUGUAAAUUGUGUGGUCGGGGGGCGAAGGAUGAACUCGUGAAAGGUGAGUAUGAUUUUGAUCGGGGGAGAAGGAAGAAAUCGAUGUUAUUGAAGAAGGGCAAGAAGGCCGACCCAGCCCUCUACAAUUCCACACCGCAGCUAACAUUGAUGGGUUGGGUGCCAUUUGAGGCUGGCAUCCCCCACCUUGUCUUUAGUCACAUUACUCUUUUUCCCUGCAGAUUUAUUAUCAGCUUGUUCUUCCUCAGUCAGUCCCUCUACUAUGACAAGGUCCCUGUCCCUUUUGGCUCCUGUUACUGGCUGUGA